Molecule: messenger RNA, 861 nt
Organism: Abrus precatorius (Indian licorice)
Lineage: Eukaryota; Viridiplantae; Streptophyta; Magnoliopsida; Fabales; Fabaceae
Product: E3 ubiquitin-protein ligase RNF38-like
Exons: 2
Coding region: 90-590 (166 amino acids)
Source: RefSeq, a predicted model, not a curated record
CCCAAGUAACCAUCCAAACUUUGGAUCCAUUAUUUGGGUUGCAAAAUCUCACCCUUAAAUUCAGAUAAGAAUAAGCAGGUUAAGACUUUAUGGCUGGUAGGUUACCUGGUGUUGGGUUGCUUCCAAGGAAGAGAACAGAGCAACCCCAUAGAUAUGAACACCAUGCCACCUACCGUCACUCCCACCCGAGGGACGAAUCAUCAUUGGAGCCACCAUGGCUUUCAAUUAGUGUCUUAGAUGAUACUGCCCUCAAGGCCAGGCAACGUUUGCAGAAGAAGCUUGGACACUUCUUUUCCUCUUCCAGGUCAAGUGAGAAAUCAAAAAAAGAAGGAAAAGAAAGCCAAAGCAACAAGCAGCGGCAGAAGGAUGUAGGAUUGGGUAGGAAGUUAUUAGAAAGUUCAUGGUUAUUGCGUCCAAACAAGUUUAAGAAAGAGAGAAAAGUGUGUGCUGUUUGCCUAGAAGAUUGCCAGCAACAGCAGCAAGUUAUGAACCUUUCUUGCUCUCAUAAAUACCAUUCAGCAUGUCUUCUUCCCUGGCUUGCAACACAUCCCCAUUGUCCUUAUUGUCGAACCCCAGUUGAGCCUUCAUGAUAUAUAUAAUAUACCCGUUCCAUGCUUUUGGCUGUUUGCAAAUGGGGUCUCAAAAUUUUCAUUUUACUUUAUGUUUUGCGCAUUUGUAACAUAUUGUAAUCAUAAUGCUGUCUUGUUGAAGGGAGCUGAGAAAUGUGAAAGCAAUGCAUUGCAAUCUUUCAUUUGAGCACGUUUCUUGAGGCUUCAUAAGAUUAUCACAUUUAGCUAGUUUCUCUUCACAAGUAAUGGAAAACCUCUUUUCCCUUUAUUUUAUUUAAUUAAUUUCACUUGU